AGAAAAAACCCUAACCCUAACCCUGGAGAUGCAGUCAUGGACUUUGCGGAGUUGGAGGCGAUCGAAGGCCUCCGAUGGCCGUGGAAUUCAUGGCCGCCAUCCGCCUCCUCCUCCGCCGAACUCGUCGUCCCUCUUAGCGUUCUCUUCACUCCGUUGAUGCCCGUCUCCGACCUCCCUCUCCUCCCCUACGACCCCUUGUCCUGCUCCUCCUGCUCCUCUGUCCUCAACCCUUACGCCCGCGUCGACUACCGCUCCGCCGUCUGGUCCUGCCCCUUCUGCCUCGUCCGCAACCCCUUCCCCCGUGCCUACGCUGGCAUCGCCGACCACAACCUCCCUGCCGAGCUUUUCCCCACUCACAGCACCGUUGAGUACCUUCUCAGCAGGAGCCCUGCUUCCUUUGAAUCUUCGUCUUCGUUGGCGGGGUUCGAUGCCGUGAAGGCGGUCGCCGGGUCGUCGUUUGUCUUCGUGAUCGAUGCUUGCACGGAGGAAUCGGAGUUCCGGGCGCUUAAAAAUGAGAUCUUGCAUGUGGUAGCGCAGCUUCCGGAGAAUGCGCUUGUCGGGCUGGUCUCGUUUGGUGCCAUGGUGUGGGUGCAUGAUCUUGGCUUCAGUGAUUGUUCUAGAGUUGUGGUGCUGUGUGGUGAUCGCGAGCUUAGCUCAGAGAAGAUUCAGGACCUUAUGGGCAUUUCUCGCCAACAUCAUCGCAAAUUAGGAUUGUCUCAGUCACUUAAGCAAGGUUUUCUUCUUCCAGUAUCAGAAUGCGAGUUCAAUAUCACUACUGCUAUUGAAGAGCUUAUUUUAUUUAAUGCAUUACCUGGUCAUCGCCCUCAAAGAGCCACUGGUGCUGCUAUUUCAGCUGCAGUGGCUAUUAUAGAAGGCUGUGCCCCUAAUUCUGGUGGCCGAAUUAUGGUUUUCACAUCUGGUCCAGCAACUGUUGGUCCUGGGAUGAUUGUAGAGACUGAUCUUAGUCAUUCCAUUCGUACCCAUCAAGAUCUUUUAAGUGGCCAUGCACCUUUUGCUGAGCAAGCCCGUAGCUUCUACAGACAAUUGUCUCAGAGAUUAUCUGACAGAUCGCUUGUUCUAGAUCUAUUUGCUUGCUCCCUUGAUCAGGUUGGAGCAGCUGAAAUGAGAUUCCCUAUUGAGACAUCUGGUGGCUUAGUGAUGCUGAUGGAGACAUUCGAGUCAGAGCAGUUUAAGAAGUGUUUGAGGCACAUUUUUAAGCGUGAAGGAACUGACCAUCUCAAUAUGCAUUUUGAUGCAACCGUCGAAGUUGUGACUACCAAGGAGGUUAAGAUCUGUGGAGCUUUAGGGCCUUGCAUGUCUCUUAAGAAAAAGAACAGCUCUGUAAGUGAGAAAGAAAUCGGCCAGGGGGGGACAAACACAUGGAAGAUGAGCACACUAGCGAGCAAAACAUGCCUGGCCUUCAUUUUCCAAGUUAGCACUGCUCAAAAGGCCGAGCCAUCGAAGGUCUUCUUUAUUCAAUUCAUGACAAGGUAUCGCCAUGGAAAUGGUGGGCUUCGCUUGAGAGUGACUACGGCUGCAAGACGGUGGGCUGCAACCCGGUCGCCAGAAAUCGUGGCAGGUUUUGAUCAAGAAGCUGCAUCUACAAUCAUGGCCCGGCUUGCUAUUCAUAGGACAGAAGAAUACCAUGCUCGAGACGUUAUCCGAUGGUUGGAUAAGAUGUUAGUCCGCUUCUCAUCCAAGUUCGGUGAGUAUAUACCUGAAGAUCCAUCCUCCUUUCGCCUUUCUUCAAACUUCUCCCUGUUCCCUCAGUUCAUCUACUAUCUAAGAAGGUCCCAAUUUAUUGAUGUCUUCAACUGUGCACCGGAUGAAACUGCCUUCUUUAGGCUAAUGCUCAACAGAGAAGGGGUUGUCGGAUCCCUUAUCAUGAUCCAACCUACUCUUUUCCAGUACUCGCUCGAUGGGCCGCCUAUUCCUGUGCUACUUGAUGUCAGCUCAAUCAGACCUGAUGUUAUUCUUCUCUUCGAUUCGUAUUUCCAUGUAGUGAUUCACUAUGGUUCAAAGAUUGCACAGUGGAAACAACUUGGAUAUGACAAAGAUCCAAGCCAUGAGAACCUAAGAAAACUACUCGAGGCACCGGAAUUGGAUGCGAAAGCACUUGUUGAGGAUCGAAUUCCUAUGCCGAAGCUCAUUCGAUGUAAUCAGCAUGGGAGCCAAGCAAGGUUUUUGCUUGCGAGGCUUAACCCGUCUAUUACUCAGAAGUCUCAGUUGGUGAAUGGGUCGGAGAUUGUAUUUACAGAUGAUGUGAGCUUGCAAGUUUUUAUAGAGCACUUGCAAGCUUUGGCUGUGCAGGGUUGAUAACAAGGAUGGGGUGUUUUUAACUGUCCUUUUGUUUUGUGAAUAUUAGAGGUUCAUACGGCUGUUUACUAUGCUUU
Messenger RNA from Dioscorea cayenensis subsp. rotundata (Guinea yam), 2393 nucleotides. Its product is annotated as protein transport protein SEC23. Gene Ontology annotation, biological process: COPII-coated vesicle budding; COPII-coated vesicle cargo loading; intracellular protein transport. The record is from RefSeq and is a predicted model, not a curated record. Lineage: Eukaryota; Viridiplantae; Streptophyta; Magnoliopsida; Dioscoreales; Dioscoreaceae. Gene Ontology annotation, cellular component: COPII vesicle coat; endoplasmic reticulum exit site. Gene Ontology annotation, molecular function: zinc ion binding; GTPase activator activity.